CUUUCUGAGAGGAGACUCCUGAUCUCAAGAUGCCGGUGAGGAGGGGGCACGUGGCCCCCCAAAAUACCUACCUGGACACCAUCAUCAGGAAGUUUGAAGGACAGAGUCGGAAGUUCCUGAUAGCCAACGCCCAGAUGGACAACUGCGCUAUUAUCUAUUGUAAUGAUGGUUUCUGUGACAUGUUUGGCUACUCCAGGGUGGAGGUCAUGCAGAGACCUUGUACUUGUGACUUUCUAACGGGUCCAGAAACCACCCACGGCAGCAUUACACAACUUACUCAGGCCCUACUAGGAUCUGAAGAGCGAAAGCUGGAGAUCUUAUACUACAGGAAGGAAGGUUCCUGCCUGCAGUGCCUGGUGGAUGUUGUCCCGGUAAAGAACGAAGAAGGAGAUGUCAUCAUGUUUAUCUUAAACUUUGAGGAUCUGGCGUUGCUGCUGGCAAGAAAAGCUAACAAGACACUUCAUCAGAGGUUGACACGAGCUGCCUUCAAUUCAGAAAGGUCAAAAACGAAGUCGGGCUUCUUGAAUUCUUCUGCUGAUUCAGACCUCAUGAGGUACAGAACUAUCAGUCAAAUACCCCAGUUUACACUCAACUUUGUGGAAUUCAACCUAGAAAAGCACCGGUCAGCUUCCACAACAGAGAUUGAGAUUGUUGCCCCUAGCAAUGCCUUUGAGAGGACACAAAAUGUCACAGAAAAAGUGACCCAGGUCCUUUCCCUAGGGGCAGACGUGUUGCCAGAGUACAAGCUGCAGGCACCGCGGAUACACCGAUGGACCAUCCUCCAUUACAGCCCUUUCAAAGCAGUGUGGGACUGGUUAAUCCUGCUGCUGGUCAUCUACACUGCGGUCUUUACCCCAUACUCAGCAGCCUUUCUGCUAAACGACCAGGAGGAAGAAAGAACCUGGGAAUGCGGCUAUUCUUGCAACCCCCUCGACAUCGUGGACCUGAUAGUGGACAUUAUGUUCAUUGUAGACAUUGUCAUCAAUUUCCGCACCACUUACGUCAACGCUAAUGAUGAGGUGGUUAGCCACCCAGCCAAGAUUGCCAUCCAUUAUUUUAAAGGCUGGUUCCUUAUAGAUAUGGUGGCGGCAAUUCCUUUUGAUCUGCUUAUCUAUAGGACGGGCUCAGAUGAGACCACCACUCUGAUUGGCCUCCUAAAGACAGCGCGUUUGCUGCGAUUAGUGCGUGUUGCCCGGAAGCUGGAUCGGUAUUCUGAAUAUGGAGCUGCUGUCUUAUUCCUUCUCAUGUGCACAUUUGCCCUCAUUGCUCACUGGCUGGCCUGCAUCUGGUAUGCCAUUGGCAAUGUGGAGAGACCCUACAUGGAGCACAAAAUUGGCUGGCUGGAUAAUCUGGCCAACCAAAUUGGAAAGAGCUACAAUGACACUGAUAUGUCAUCAGGACCCUCCAUCAAAGACAAGUAUGUGACAGCCCUGUACUUCACCUUCAGCAGCCUGACCAGUGUUGGAUUUGGAAACGUCUCCCCAAACACCAACUCAGAGAAGGUCUUCUCCAUAUGUGUCAUGCUGAUUGGAUCCCUCAUGUACGCCAGUAUCUUUGGCAAUGUCUCCGCCAUUAUCCAGCGCUUGUACUCCGGCACUGCACGUUACCACACCCAGAUGUUACGUGUGAAAGAAUUUAUCCGCUUCCACCAGAUUCCCAACCCGCUGAGGCAGCGACUGGAAGAGUAUUUCCAGCACGCUUGGUCCUACACCAAUGGCAUCGAUAUGAACGCGGCUAAUAUUCAUCCUGCGGCUGGAUCUCAAGCAAAGAUCAUCUGCCAGGUGCUGAAAGGAUUCCCGGAGUGCCUACAGGCGGACAUAUGCUUGCAUCUUAAUCGCACACUGCUUCAAAAUUGCAAGGCCUUCAGGGGAGCGACCAAAGGAUGCUUGAGGGCACUGGCCAUGAAGUUCAAGACUACACAUGCUCCACCGGGGGAUACCCUGGUUCACUACGGGGAUGUGCUCACCACCCUCUACUUCAUCUCUCGUGGAUCAAUUGAGAUACUCAGGGAUGACAUUGUGGUGGCUAUUUUGGGAAAAAAUGACAUUUUCGGUGAGCCCAUCAGCCUGUUUGCCCGUCCUGGAAAGUCAAAUGCAGAUGUGAGGGCUCUGACUUAUUGUGACCUUCACAAGAUCCAAAGAGAAGACCUUCUAGAAGUACUGGACAUGUAUCCAACAUUCUCUGACUGCUUCUGGAGCAACCUGGAGAUCACUUUCAACCUAAGAGAUGCAGAUAGUAUUCCUCGUUCCCCUGGGAGCGCAGAGUAUAACUGCAGUUACCGUAAGCCACGUAGAUGUAAACAAUCAGGACGUCGCAGGAAGAAACAAGUGGAUGGCAUAGAUGAUAUCAAUUCAGAUGCCGAACAGUAUCACACCUACUCUGAGCUGACCAAUCUCCAGCGACCGCUAAGUAGAGAACAAUGGGAUGAAAUGGCGAGCAGCACUACUCCAUGCUCCCAGACCAGCGAUGAUGAAACCAAACCGCUAAACUCAGGCCGUAUGGACAGGCUACCUUCGGACAAGCAAGAAUUCAUUCCAGCUGUAGUGAACUUGGUGACAGCCAACAUCAGCAGCCACGAAGGAGGCAGAAAGGUGUUGGAGACAGUGGAGACGUAUUCAGCUUCUCCUAUUGAGGUUCCGAAUUUGUUCAGUUUCUGGGGGGAAAGACGGUCAGCUGCAUGUCCAGAAGCCCCAGAACAUAUUUCUAUAGUGCACAAUUCCCUGGAUCCACCACUUAGUCCUGAUGAUCGACCAGGAGAGGUGGAGUCACGACUGGAGCUCCUCCAGGCUCAGUUGGACAGGUUGGAGUCCAGGAUGUCUUCAGAUAUCAACAUAAUCCUACAGUUACUGCAGAGACAACUCUCUCAGAUCCCUCCUGCUUAUAGCCCCAUCUCUCCCAGUUCCCACACUCUAGGACUCUAUCACUCAGGAUCCAAGAGUCUGGAGCCUAUACAGAGCAACACGUCCCUUCCAACUGACUCUCCCCUCUCUCCUCUUCAGAGUCCAGGACUGACUGACUACAACGAUUUAGAACCUCUUAACCUUAAACCUAAUGUUCUGCAUCUCAGUCCUAGUCCCCAAGAACCCCUUGGUAUGAUACCAGGACCUGGAUAUCCUCAGACCCAUCCUAUCCCACCUCCUGAACCCCCCUCCCAUGCAAUCUUGGGGAGCUUCCGCUUUCCAUCUCUGCCUGAUCAUUUGGAGUGCACUUCUCCACCGGACCUGGAAUUUCAAAGACACUUUUCAGACCCUGUUCUCCCAGGGAGUUAGAGCCAUGGAGAAGGAUAUGGAAGAAGAUUACCUGUUUUCUUUACACGGUUGAGGAGGGGAGAAAGAUGUUUUAUAGCCUGUGUUCCCCCUCCUUUAUAUGCAUAGAAUAGAUUUUUGUGGGCCAUUUCUACUGGAAGAAGAGGUAAGAUUAAAGUGCACUUCCAAGAAGUCAGACUCUUCAAGGUGGUGGCACUGCUCUUACUACAAAGUGGGUCUCCGUUUCUUGACAUCUCAUAAUUCUUAACAAUACUAUGUGCUAGUGAAAUUCUCAUCUACUAAGGAAAAGACAAAGAGAUGGAGAGCGACACCAGUAGAGACUGUAAGCAAACCUACCUGAGAAUGUGAGCGGUACCACAGCAGGCACAAAUCUGAAGAAAUAAUUAGCUCUUCUAUCAGGGAACUUAGUAGGGCAUGCAAUCCUAUGACCAUGAUUUGAGUGGCAGAUGAAUUUUAGGAAGGAGAUUAUAAUUGUUGGGGUCUAAGUGACAAAGCUACACUAAUAAUACAAUGAAGCAAUGUAUUCUUCAAUUGCUUCACAGACUUACAUAUUUAAUAUUGUCAUAUAGAGCAGCAGAUCUGACUUAGCACCACGAUAUAUUGAUCCCUGUUCUGGAAUAUAUUACUGCACAUCAUUCAUUCAAGAUAUACAGUACUGUAAUUUACUUAUAAACAUGAGUGUCGGUACAUAUACUGCAAAAUGUGGUAGGAUCUUGGCAGUUCAGUUAUCCCUUAUGCACUCUGUUUCCCCCAUCUUGUUUUGUAAUUUUGUCAUGGUCAACUUCCGCUUAUGUCCAACUGCUGGUGACUGAAUUUUGCACAUAAUAACUAUAUAUUUGAAAAAGCCAUAAAAUUAGGGCAUGAUACUGUUAUAAGGCUGUUCAGUUUCCCAUCCCUUUAGUAGACGUAGAGUAGCAAUAUAGAAUACAAAAAUAUCUUAUUAGACAUUCUGCACUUCAGUAUGGCAAGAAUCUACAGAAUUUCACAGGUCAAGUCUUCCAUCUCUGACUUUUGAGCUCCUCAUCAUUCCCACCAAAAUUCAC
Messenger RNA from Bufo bufo (common toad), 4309 nucleotides. It is a transcript of the gene KCNH6, whose product is annotated as potassium voltage-gated channel subfamily H member 6. Bases 30 to 3269 code for a protein of 1079 amino acids. The transcript is spliced from 15 exons. Gene Ontology annotation, molecular function: inward rectifier potassium channel activity. Gene Ontology annotation, cellular component: membrane. Lineage: Eukaryota; Metazoa; Chordata; Amphibia; Anura; Bufonidae. Gene Ontology annotation, biological process: potassium ion transmembrane transport; regulation of ventricular cardiac muscle cell membrane repolarization; membrane repolarization during action potential. The record is from RefSeq and is a predicted model, not a curated record.